Ciona intestinalis (vase tunicate) is the source of this 964-nucleotide messenger RNA. RefSeq names its product phosphomevalonate kinase-like. Gene Ontology annotation, molecular function: phosphomevalonate kinase activity. Lineage: Eukaryota; Metazoa; Chordata; Ascidiacea; Phlebobranchia; Cionidae. Gene Ontology annotation, cellular component: cytoplasm. Gene Ontology annotation, biological process: cholesterol biosynthetic process; isopentenyl diphosphate biosynthetic process, mevalonate pathway. The record is from RefSeq and is a predicted model, not a curated record.
UUGGGUGAAGUGGAACACCGUUCAAAACGUUCGUACGUUGGUUUUAGAUUAUGAUAUAAGAAAACACGUCUUUUUUGUUGGUUUGUACCGUCACGAACUAUGCCGAAAGUAAUUUUGGUACUAAGCGGUAAAAGGAAAUCUGGCAAGGAUUAUGUCGCCGAAGUGUUGCAACGGAUAUUUGGCAUGGAAGUGUGCGUACUUAUAAAACUCUCAGCACCUUUAAAGAAGGAAUACGCCAAUAAACACGACCUUGACCAUCAAAAGCUGCUUUCUUCCAGCAGUUAUAAAGAGAAAUAUAGAAAAGAUAUGAUCGUUUGGGGCGAGUUAAAGCGAAAUGAAGAUCCUUCAUACUUCUGGAAGGCUGCAACGAGAGCAUGCCACAAAUUUCCCGUUUGGGUAAUCACUGAUGCACGGAGACCUUCUGAUUUAAAAGUAGUGCAUGAUUCGUACGGAGAAAACGGCCUAACCGUGACAAAACUCGUACGAAUUGAAGCUACCGAACAUACACGGAGCACACGUGGUUGGAAAUUUGUAUGUGGAGUGGACGAUGCACAGUCAGAGUGUGCAUUGGAUUCUGGGUUUCACUGGGAUUUUAUCAUACACAAUAAUGGUUCUAAAGAAAAUUUACUAGAAAACAUGCAACCAUUGAUAACACAAGUGUCAAAUUUACUAAACCCAGAUUAAAGCUUUACUAAUAUUUAGGCUAAAUAUACAGUAUUGGUUUUAGACAGUUAUAAAUUGAACCCAUUGCAUCAUUCAUUAUUUUUUUAUUCCCUUUCUAACUAUCACAAUCAUUAUAAUGAUCUUUAUCAGUUCGAAAAUUCUAGUUACAUACAGCACAUAUAGACCAUCUUUGUUGUAGGUAAAGAUCACAUUUUACACUACUGUCAUGAAUCUUAAAUACAUUGUAUUGUAUAAAUAUUGACAUCGUCAAAUGACUAAAACAUUAACGGAAUGCUUUGAA